Molecule: messenger RNA, 2440 nt
Organism: Mollisia scopiformis
Lineage: Eukaryota; Fungi; Ascomycota; Leotiomycetes; Helotiales; Mollisiaceae
Exons: 2
Coding region: 140-2158 (672 amino acids)
Biological process (GO): regulation of DNA-templated transcription
Molecular function (GO): zinc ion binding; DNA-binding transcription factor activity, RNA polymerase II-specific
Source: RefSeq, a predicted model, not a curated record
GAAUGUGUAUAAAGAAGAGAUCUAUCAGUUUUACAUUGAAGAAGAUCAUACGCUUACGGACACAUUGAUUACUUUCGAGCAGAAAUAUGGACUUUGAGCAAGUCUGCGAGAAUGGAAGAAGAAGAUCCGAGAGUGGAGCAUGGAUAAGACCCCUCGGACAGAGGAAAUGCUAUCCGUCCCGGGCGACAAAUCACAUAACCCCUCUUCUGAUGUUGAUGAGCUUCUCAAACACAAGACGCACUUGACUCGAGUUGUUGGUAAUAAGACUUUGACUUAUGUUCUGAACGUCGCCCAAGAACCUGACAGAGCUCGAGCUUGUGGCUCUGGCAUAAAACUGGCGACCGAUCGACAUCCGGUAGAUCCUCCUCCUGUUGUCGUCCUGAGCAUUCUCGAACGUCGAGGCGACCAACAAGUCGAUAUUACUUCCUCCUACAUUGGCACAUUUUUCAUGCAUGCAACGCUCGAAGCCGACACAUCUACAGUGCCUGUGCGAUCUUAUACGAAAGCGACGCACAAUCGAGGCACUUCUGAGAUAGCAGUACUUGCAGGCUGUCCUGUCACUACAGGUACCUACUUAGAUCGUCCAAUACAAGCAAUCUACUUCGUUUUUUCUGACCUUUCUGUCAAGAAUGAGGGAAACUUCAAAUUUUCAUUCAAUCUCUAUGAGAGAUGCCUGGAAGAUAGCAAUACUACAUUGUAUGACGUCGACAUGAAGAGUUCGGAAAGAGCAGAUUACAAGAAUGCAGCAAGUCCACAAGAUGAUUUCAUUUGGCGGAUUGAGCUCAAUUCCGCUGUGUUUACUGUGUUCAACGCCAAAGACUUUCCUGGCAUAUCAGAAAGUACGACAUUGACCAAAACAUUGUCCGAACAAGGUGUUCAAGUCAAAACCAGGAGGGAUACGAGAAUGGGGAGGAGGGGGAGCAAAUCACUAGACGACUUCUCUUCACCCCGUAUUGAAGAUCCCACCACGGACGAACCUCUUGAAAACUAUACAGAUGAUGUGGUACGGAAUGAUUCCACCUGUGCUUCACCGAAGCGUUCCAACUAUUUCGGAAAUACCUCCAAAAACCGGCUCAUUUCCCCAGUUUCUAAGAGCUUCACUCAAGCUGGUUCCAUCCACUCCUCCACUCCACGCAUCAAAAUGGAGGACCACCCAGACUUCGUUGGACACGACACUAUGAUGAUGAGCACCCCACAAUUGAGCCAUAGUAUCAUGGUUUCGUCCGCUAGCCCUUACGCUAGAAGCCUCGAUGCAACUUUCUACGAUCAACCACCCAUGAGAUGGCCAAAGAUGGAAUAUGGCAACCCUCUAGAUCUACCUGGGAUCUCUUCUCUACCAAUUCCACAUUACGAGAGACGUUCCGAGAGUCCAGAGAGGGGCACAUCCGGCUCCCAAGCUCAACGACACCCUGCUUUCGAUCAAAAUCUUUUCUCGCGGUCCAAAAGAUCGCCAAUCGAGACCAAAAACUCGCUUCACUUCCGUUCACAUGGGGAGGAAAUGGGCCAGCGUCUACUCAGCUCUGGGAUGAACUUUAAAAUCUUCACUGGCAAAUAUUCCACUCUCAUUGCCAAUAAAGGCGAGGAGCUACGAAAGGUUCAGGAUAUUGGAACCGACCAGAACCGAGAAGGGGCCACUAUGCGCUCCGCAUGUGUCCAGUGUCGAUCCAAGCAUCUCAAGUGCGAUGGCUUGAAUCCAUGUUCGAGAUGCUCUUCCAACAGCUUUGAAUGCGUUUAUGUGCGAAGUCGUCGAGGGUUCAAAGGCCCCCGCCGGAAUGACGUUGUCAGUAAAAUGACAGCUACCUCAUCUCUGGGGCAAUUAGAGGAGUCAUUGCGUGAGCUGCAGUCAAGGCUCAGCACACAAAAGAUACCAGAGAAGAGGAGUCUGGGUCUGCUUGAUAGCCGUGGUCUUAAAGAGCAGAGACAAGGGGCUGCAGGAAUGACGCUCAUCUUCAAGUCUAAAGAUCUACCCGAUUUCGAACUUGCAGUCGAGCUAUCUACUAAAGUUGAAAUCAUGCUGGAUGCUUUCAGAAGAGGCAACGAUAUACCGGACAACACGACAAUUACUUUAUAUCACGAUGGUGAAGAGCUGGAACUCUCCGACACGGUUCAAAGUAUGGUUAUGGGGAACAUGGAUGUGGUUGAGGUUCAUAUACGGUAAUCUAAAAUCUGGUCGACUGCAUUUCGAAGCCAUACUCACCAUUCGCUUUAGUGAAGCGCCUAGAACUGUUACCGCGACCAGACCCACCAGACAAAAACUUAUCCAUCUUAACAUGCCAGAAAGUUUAAUCUGGGCAUUGUUCGUGAAAAUUCUCCCACCCAGCUUUGCGGUUCCGACAACGCCGUUAGCUAUUGUCCGCACCUUCCAAACAACCGCACGCACCAAUCGCGAGCCUCUGUUGCACCUGGUCAAGCGGUCGGCGCAUACUUGGUGGUGUACUUA